Sinocyclocheilus rhinocerous is the source of this 1187-nucleotide messenger RNA. RefSeq names its product testican-2-like. Bases 75 to 1187 code for a protein of 370 amino acids. The transcript is spliced from 10 exons. NCBI's taxonomy places the organism in Eukaryota, Metazoa, Chordata, Actinopteri, Cypriniformes, Cyprinidae. The record is from RefSeq and is a predicted model, not a curated record. Gene Ontology annotation, biological process: anatomical structure development. Gene Ontology annotation, molecular function: protein binding; collagen binding; calcium ion binding.
GUCGUUGCGCGUCUCCUGAGCAGACAUCAGACCGUCGCCUCGGUUCUCCGGUGUUUAUUCGUGAGAAGCGGCUCAUGAUGCGAGGUUUAUCCGUUCUUCAGCUGCUGCUCGUGACGCUGAGCGCGAGAGAAGCGCGGGAGAUCGGUGGCGGGAAUUUCCUGGAAGACGAGCAGCAGUGGCUCUCAACGGUCCACCGCUACAGCCGCACCGUCAAACACUGGAACCGCUUCAGAGACGAAGUGGAGGAUGACUACAUCCGUACACUGGAAGGUCCACAGGCUUCGGAUGAAAGUCUGGACACCACGAAGGAUCCGUGUCAGAAGGUGAAGUGCAGUCGUCAUAAAGUGUGUGUGGCUCAGGGAUAUCAGAGAGCGAUGUGUGUGAACCGCAAGAAACUCCAGCACAGAAUCAGAGAGUCUGGACUGAAGCCCCACGCUAACAACUGUAAACCCUGUUCAGAGACGCCCUCGACGCCUGUGUGUGGAUCAGACGGACACAACUACACCUCACAGUGUAAGCUGGAGCAGCAGGCGUGUUUUUCGGGGAAGGAUCUGUCCGUUCUGUGUUCUGGUUCGUGUCCUUGUAUCAGUCCUGGACCUCCUAAAGCAGAACCCAAGAUCAAGACGAAUCCAGAGACGUCACCCGAACCCAAACCAGAGCUCUGCACCGGUCAGGAUCUGGCAGAUUUGGGCGACAGACUCCGAGACUGGUUUCAGCUUCUCCAUGGAAAUGCAAAACAGAACAACUCUGGAAGACAAAGCACAGCAUCAGUGUUUGACCGGGGGCUCGUGGCCGGCUGUAAGGACUCCAUCGGCUGGAUGUUCUCCAAGCUGGACACCAGUAACGACCUGUUCCUGGAUCAGUCCGAGCUGGCCGCCGUAAACCUGGAGAAGUAUGAAGUGUGCAUCAGGCCCUUCUUUAACUCGUGCGACUCGUACCGCGACGGGAAGGUUUCCACGGCAGAGUGGUGCCUGUGCUUCUGGAGAGAGAAACCUCCAUGUUUGGCUGAAAUCGAGAGGAUUCAGAUGCAAGAGCCGUCUAAGAGGAAACCGGACGAGCUGCUGAGCUCCGGAGACUUCAGCAGUGGCGUCGGCUGGGAGGACGAGGAGGAGAAAGACGCGGAUGAGAACGCAGAGGAAGAGGAGGAGGAGGAAGAGGAGUCUGACGACGGUGGAUACAUCUGGUAA